This is a messenger RNA of Paraglomus occultum, 171 nucleotides long. Lineage: Eukaryota; Fungi; Glomeromycota; Glomeromycetes; Paraglomerales; Paraglomeraceae. The record is from the annotation of a GenBank genome assembly.
CUGAUGAUCAAAAACGUCACGAAUUCGUUCAAGAAGAUCAGAACGGGGAAAAGACCAUCGAGACUCUCAUACGUAAAAAGCAUCCGUCUUCUGGAGGAUGAUACGGAUCCUAACAAUCGCGCAUUAGGAGAUGGACUGGAUGUUAUAUCCUCAAUGCACUAUGGACGAUAA